Molecule: messenger RNA, 1419 nt
Organism: Plasmodium malariae
Lineage: Eukaryota; Apicomplexa; Aconoidasida; Haemosporida; Plasmodiidae
Product: conserved Plasmodium protein, unknown function
Exons: 1
Coding region: 1-1419 (472 amino acids)
Source: RefSeq, a predicted model, not a curated record
AUGAAUGUCGAGAAUCUGAUAGCCGAUUUAAAUGAAAUAGAAAAUGAGCUGAAGGAUGAAAACAAAGGUGAGGAGGAGGAGUUUGUUCCUUUCAACUUCGAUGAAUGUGAAGAGUUUAAAGGGAAAGCAUUAUAUGAUGAAAACUUGAGUUAUUAUUCUAUUUUUAAUAUAAAAAAGGAAUACAAAAAAAUGGCAAUCAAGGUAGAGAAAAUACAGGUCAAUGUAAUAAAUAAUUUAAUAUUUUUUUUCAAGCUAAACAAGGUUAAGAGUAACCCGGAAAUGGUGGAGACUAUAAAGGACUGCCUAAAUUUUAGUUUUCAGAAUAAUAAUGAUGAAACUAUUAAAAAGAGUUCAGAAGAGAAGUCUCUAUUUGCUUACAAACAACAUUUAUUAAAAAAUAAAUAUUUUUUUUUAAAAAUAUUACGAAGAAUUAAGAACAGAAGUAUUUAUCCAGAUAUAAAACAAAUUAUUAAAGAUGUUACUAGAGAUGUCUUUUCAUUUAAUGGGAAUAUAUAUAAUGGAAGUAUAGGUUUUGAAGGUAUAUUAUUAUUAUUAUAUAAAUUGUUAAAUAAACAUUUUAAAUGUCCUUUAAGAAAUUUCUUGUUAAGUUUUUUCUUAUUAAGUAUAAUGAGUAGAACAAAUAACAGUGUUGAUAUUUUAUACAUUUUAGAAUAUUUUUACAAAAAUAAUAAUUUCUCUCAUAUUAUUCCAAACUCUUCAUUUUUAUCUCCAUGUGAGGUAACUGUAUACAAUAAUAUAAUUAUUCUAAAAAGUAAUAUAAAGUACUUUAUUAAUAUAACAGAGGAUUAUACUAACUUAUCGUACAACUGUCACAACAUUAUAUAUAUUGAUGAAGAAUUAAUUGCUGAUAAUUUUUACCUUGACAUUUACAAAGAAUUGUUAAAACAGGACAGGUAUCACUACCUAUUCGGAAGUGGUAACCUAUUCGAAGGUAAUUACCAGUAUGGUAAUAAACACUUUGUAAACUUAAACUUCUUUGACGUUGACUCAGUUUGUAGGUCUUUGAAGCGGAGCGAUUCCACCUCCAUUUAUAACAAUUUGAACGUUCAGAAACAGGAAGGUGGAGAAAGUGUGGAAGAGAAAAUUCAACAGGAUAAAGAUGAACAGGAGUUAAAAAAGGAUAGGUGCUACAAUGCAAAUAGCAUUGAUGUGCAAGAAGAAAAUAGCUCAACUAACAAAAAAAAAAUGAAUAGAAGCGAAAAAAAAAUUAGUGUGUCUUCAUCCAUUCUUGAAGAUAUAGGAGUUUCAUCUAAUUCCACCUAUGAUUACAAUGAUAAUGAAAUUGACAUAAAAAAAAUAAAUGAACAAAAUAGUGUGUAUCAGCAUAAUAGCAACGAUAUAAACAAAAGCAUAAAAAACUUCUUUUAUCAGUACUUAAUUAUCGAACUGACUGAAUGA